AGCACCCAAGGGGGCCGACAGGAGUUCCGGCGUUUGUUCCCCCCCACCCCCCUUUCCUUCCAAACCCAGGCGGCUGCUAAAAUAAAAAAAAAGCCUCCGGCCAUGGCUCGGCGCCCGCAUUAACGCCGAAUAAGUGUGGACAACGCCGCGGUGCUAGCAGUUAGCUGGCAGCUAGCUCGCUAGCAAGGGGAGGAGCUGGGAUUUGUACAUAUUUGUUUUGUGCUGCUGCACAAUACUUUUGUUCAUGUUCUUCCACACGGACAUGGCAUCUUCGAACCAAGAUUUAACAGACCCCAGUCUGGGAUUGGGUGCAAGUGGCACCCAAGCAAGCGGUGGGGCCGUCGUUCCAAAGGGGAGCAACAAGAGACGAGCAGCCCCGGAUUUUGAUGAUGACGACGAAGGAAGCAAGUUGUUCAGGUGUGACGACGACUCGGGAGGGCCCAACAACGACAAAGAGCGCUUUGCUAGGGAGAACCACAGCGAGAUCGAGAGGCGGCGGCGAAACAAGAUGACCGCCUACAUCACAGAGCUGUCGGACAUGGUGCCCACGUGCAGCGCGCUGGCACGGAAGCCCGACAAGCUCACUAUCCUGCGAAUGGCCGUGUCGCACAUGAAGUCUCUGCGGGGGAGCGGCAACACCAACCCGGACGGCUCCUACAAGCCUUCCUUCCUCACUGACCAGGAGCUAAAGCACCUCAUACUGGAGGCAGCAGACGGCUUCCUGUUCGUGGUGUCAUGCGAGACCGGCCGCAUCGUAUACGUCUCGGACUCUCUGACGCCCGUUUUGAACCAGUCACAGUCGGACUGGCUAGGCUCAUCGCUCUAUGACCAGCUCCACCCGGACGACAAGGAGAAGCUGAGGGAGCAGCUGUCCUCUGCAGAGAACAACACAGGGAGAAUGUUGGACUUGAAGACAGGAACAGUGAAGAAGGAAAGCCAGCAAUCGUCGGCCAGGAUGACAAUGGGAGCCCGUCGCUCUUUCAUAUGUAGAAUGAGGUGUGGCACAUGUCCUGUAGAACCGUUGUCCAUGAACAGGCUAAACUUCCUUAGGAAUAGAAACAGAAAUGGUUUGGGUGCAGCAAAAGAAGGAGAACCUCAGUAUGUUGUGGUCCACUGUACAGGCUACAUUAAGUCCUGGCCGCCUGCAGGAGUGUCCUUAUCAGACAACGAGCCAGACAACAAUCAGGGGAGUCGCUACUGCCUUGUUGCCAUCGGCAGACUACAGGUGACCUGCUGUCCAGGUGACACAGAUGUCAACAGCAUCAGCGUUCCAGUAGAGUUCAUCUCGCGCCACAAUUGCCAGGGCAUCUUCACCUUUGUAGACCACCGCUGUGUGGCAGCCGUCAGCUACCAGCCUCAGGAGCUGCUGGGAAAGAAUAUUCUUGAACUCGCCCAUCCUGAAGACCAAGGCUUACUUCAAGAUAGCUUCCAACAGGUCAUGAAGCUGAAGGGUCAAGUACUGUCAGUGAUGUUCAGAUUCCGCUCCAAAUUGAAUGAGUGGAUUUGGAUGAGAACCAGCUCCUUCACCUUCCAAAACCCAUUUUCAGAGGAGAUUGAAUACAUCAUCUGCACAAAUGUUAACGUCAAAAACGCAGGUCAGGAGCCCCUUACUCCCAUCUCCUCCCCGAGCGGGUUGUUGCCCUCCUCUCUGGGUCAGAGCAGCUUAAAGGCCUCCCCUGUGGUGCUUAGCCCAGGGCAGGUAGCUACCAGGCAGUUGCAGCAACAGCAGCAGGCUGAGGUGGAAGGGGGCGUAGCAAGAGACGGCAUGUACGAGGCAGGACCCAUUACUAUCUCCCAGAUGCCUGUGCAGCCAGUGACAGCGGCUGGGCCCGACCACAGCAAGAGUCUUGACAAACCGGAUCUGUACCCCUCCCUUUUCCAAAGCCCCAGUCAGACAAAGGGCAUGCCCUCCACCCCAACACCCUCUACCCAAACCUACCCGGUGGUCAACAACUUCCCUGCUGGUCGCUCUGACGCGUACAGGCCGGUCAGUAUGGCCCCACAGAUGCCACAGCCAGCCCACUCAGCAGGGCAGAUGUUGGCCCAGAUGUCCCGACAAAAUGGAGCCCCGCAGCCUGUCACCCCUUCCAACACUGGCAGCCCCCUCCAUGGAGGACCGGGUGGUAGAUGGCCUGGUCCAGGGACAGGUGCUGGAACCCAGUUCAACAAUCAGCAGAUGGCUCCCCAAGCAGCAAAGACCAUGUCUCCACCAUUUGCGUCAAUGGUUGGAUUUGGAGGGAGCUCUACCAGUUCCUUUGGACAGAUGCCCACAGGGGCAGCUCCUAGCCAGAGCAGCAGCACAAAUUACCCACCAAUAAACACACGUGCCACCAUCAGCGCCAACGGUUUUGGUAGGCUUUCUUCACAAUUGGCUCCAUCUCCCGGGAAAACCUCACACCACUCGGUUUCUCUUCCAGAUGGUUCUCAGUCGCAAUUCCCCUCCCGGGCAACAGAGGCAGUGUGGCCGCAGUGGCAGGGCCAGCAGCACUCACAGAGCAACACAGAACACCCUCAUGCACAGGCCAACCAGCAAGACAUGUUCACCGACGUGUUGUCAAUGCUGGAGCAGCCCAACAACUUCGGCAGCGACGACUUUGAGAUUUCCAUGUACCCUCCGUUUAACGAGUGACAACAGGUCUUCCCUCUUUUUAGUCCUCGGCUCACUUCUUGUCCUCUUUUACUCGUCCACCUCUCUUUCUUUUCUUUCGCUUUGCUUCGCAUGGCUGCCAUUGCACUGCUGCAACACGGAGCCAUUUUACCGUAUCUUAACUGCAGGUCAAGAAAGAGACGAGGCUGCUCAUUACAAUCAUCAUUAUUUAAUUACAAUUAGAUAAAUAAUUUACUGUAUUUUCCGGACAAUAGAGCGCACCGUUAUAUAAGCCACACCCACUAAAUUUUAGAACGGAAAAAUAUGUGUCCAUAUAUUAGCCGCACCGGACUAUAAGCCGCAGAUAUAUACACUGCUAAAUAAGGUACUACACAGAGAUAUUUUGUAAAUGUUAAUUUACAUACCUUAAUUGUUUCCAAACGGUGUGUGUAACACGGCAGUAAAACGACCAUGGACCCACUAGAUGCGUGAGCUAGCUCUCCAAUCAGCUAAACAGAUUCAAUAACUCCACGGUGACGUCUUGGUGAAUUUACGAAACUGAAACAUACAAAAAGAAUGCCAUUUUAAGUGAAUAAUACUAACACAGACACUGGUAAAUGUGUUAGCAUAUUAGCUAAUGCUAACAACGUUAGUUUGAUUACAUUACGAUAGCACGCAUAAAUAUGCAUGGAAACACUCCUACAGACAUCACAUGGGACGGUUUAGUAAGUAAGAAUUGUUUUAGUUAUAUUGUAAAACUUACAAACGUUGCUUGGAGUGAUAAAUGAAGAAUCCAUACGAGUAGAAACGCUAUGGUGGGCUAGAAGAUGUAACGGCACUUGUACUUCCGGUUGAAAGCUAUAAACAGAGGGGCACUGCAGCACCUGCAGUGAGCAAACUCGUUCAAAAAUGGCGCCAUAGCCUAAACAAUAAAACAUAGUUGUUGGUUUUUUUUUUUAAUUAUUUGCAAUAUGGCUGUCAGCGAAGAAAUUAGCCACACCGUUUUAUAAGCUGCAGGCUUCAAAGCGAAUGAAAAAGUAGCGGCUUAUAGUCCGGGAUUUACUGUAAUUCAUGACAAUUAUUCAUUUGUUCACCUUUGCUCCAGCCAAUGUUUUCGGCCACACACACAGGAAGUGGGUAAAUUCACACACACUAUGGCCUUUUAUUCUGUUAUUUUUUUUCUCUCAGGCAUUUUGCAUCCAGACUAAUCAAUCUAUUAUUUUCUUUAACUCUCAGGAAACGUCAGAUGUGCGUUUGUUUUUUAAAUCGACCGCAUUGUCUGUGCUUUUUGCAUUCUGACACUUGUCUCAGCUUCUGUAUCCUUCACGAGUACACUUUUUACAAAUUCUUACUUUGUUUUUUAAUCCAUGUGUUUCCUCAACACACACACACGCAGUGUUGCAAUGACUAAUGUGUUCUAUGUAUGAAUGCAUGCGUGUGCAUCAUAUCACCAAGCAUUACUCUGUACUACGUAUGGGAGCUUAGUAUUCAUUUUCUUAAAGAAAACUCAACAAAAAAACGCACACGGCAAUAAUCUACAAAUCAGCAAUUGUCAUUUUUAAAGCCAUUCUUUAUUUGUGUCAUAAAUGUCGUCCCUAAUUAUUAUUGUUGUUUGUGGAAAGCAUGAUUGUCGUUUUUGAUUUAACAGAAAUAUGUUGUGAACUUCUGAUUGGUUGAUCGGUGUUGUUACGGUGUGGAAAUUGUAAUGGUUUAAUCAGGGUAUUUAGGAUACAAAUGGGAAAAAACAAAAUGAUCAAGUAAGAAAAAUGUGUUAUUGUGAAUAUUUGUUUGUUUGAACUGGACUGAAAUCGUUGCCAACACAACUCAACCUUUUUGUGUUCUAUACUCAGUUUGUCGCUUAAAAAAUAUCAUUUGAAUUGUCAAGAGGAGUUCAAACUAGGGCUGGGCAAUACGGCUGAAAAGUGUAUCAAGAUAUAGGUGUUUAUAUCGGUCAAUAUCGAUAAUUGUUGAUAUUUUUUAUGACUUAUGGAAAAUAAGGUCUAGGAGAAAAAUAUAUUAAAUGUAAACAUUUUUACUUCAAAUGUAACCUUCCUCUGAUUAUAAUCCCCUCAGCUAUCAAGACAGAAAGGGAAGGAAAUGUCAACACAAGUAUGGAAAACACUCAAUGUAAACAAAACUGUAAAAUCACAUUGAAAACUUAACAAUAACCUCUUAAAAUGAAGGUGCAAAAAUAAGGAAUAUGUAAGAAAUGUUUAAUAAAGUGUAACAAAAUAGUACAAAGUGUGAAAAUGUAAACAGAGAAACCAGAGAAGAGCUAUUUUCUGCAGGUUUAGUGCCAGAAAGUUACAGCUGUGCUCUAGGUGGUGUGGUAUUAGCGGUCUUGGUGGGGACGAGCGCCUUGCAGCAUUUACAGACCACAUUGGUCUAACUACGGUCCGUUUUGAAAAAAAUCCCAAAAACUGCCAUACUGUCGAGGUGACUGUUUUUGUUUUAACCACAAUUUUCUUAAUUUUUACUUUCUCUUCUUACUCCAUGCAAAGAAUCAAGCGCCGCAACCAAACGUGAUAGUUAAUACUGUUACCUGAUUGGCUGUUGGCGUGUCACUCCCACUGAUCAGUGAUCCCUUCCUGCGUUGCUUGGUCACCAGAGAGCGAGUGCCUUUGUUCAUGCAACCAACCUUGCUUUGCAAUGUACUUUUUUUCCCAACGAAGAAGAAAAAUUUUAAACUUAAUUUUUAUUGAUAUAGAUUACGCGUCUUAUCGUGAUACAUAUUAUUGUUUUAUCGCCCAGCCCAAGUUGUAAUUUUCACCGUCUUUAUGAUCAUUUGUGUUGUGUAUGUACCACACUUAUAAUGUAUGUAAACCCUUUUUUCAAGGAUCUUUCUUUGUGAUGUUGCUUUCUAUGCAGGGUGUGUUUUCUUUCCAUUGAUGUGAACAAUGAUCACUCAUAGAAACACAAAUAUAUAAAUAUUCUGUAAAUGUUUAUGAAAUGGUAAACACAAAUUGUUUGGUUUUUUUAUUAAAUUGAUAUAUUGACGAAAUAUUAGGUGUUUUUUGUUUGGUUUGUAUCAGGUCUAAGAGAACUUAAUUGCAGUGGAAUACCCUUAAACGGCUAAAAUUUGGAGCUGCAUUUUAUGGAAAUUUAAGCCAUCAUUAAAUGUGAGUAUGGAUGUCACCCUAUGAAAUUGUCAUAUUACUGUUAACAAGAUUGUAACGCUUAUCAUUACAAUC
Messenger RNA from Entelurus aequoreus (snake pipefish), 5778 nucleotides. It is a transcript of the gene arnt, whose product is annotated as aryl hydrocarbon receptor nuclear translocator. Gene Ontology annotation, cellular component: transcription regulator complex; aryl hydrocarbon receptor complex; cytoplasm. Gene Ontology annotation, molecular function: RNA polymerase II cis-regulatory region sequence-specific DNA binding; protein dimerization activity; DNA-binding transcription factor activity, RNA polymerase II-specific. Bases 245 to 2629 code for a protein of 794 amino acids. Gene Ontology annotation, biological process: regulation of transcription by RNA polymerase II. NCBI's taxonomy places the organism in Eukaryota, Metazoa, Chordata, Actinopteri, Syngnathiformes, Syngnathidae. The record is from RefSeq and is a predicted model, not a curated record. The transcript has 19 exons.